This is a messenger RNA of Cebus imitator (Panamanian white-faced capuchin), 4334 nucleotides long. It is a transcript of the gene FAM53B, whose product is annotated as family with sequence similarity 53 member B. The record is from RefSeq and is a predicted model, not a curated record. The transcript has 5 exons. Bases 1465 to 2775 code for a protein of 436 amino acids. NCBI's taxonomy places the organism in Eukaryota, Metazoa, Chordata, Mammalia, Primates, Cebidae. Gene Ontology annotation, biological process: protein import into nucleus; positive regulation of canonical Wnt signaling pathway. Gene Ontology annotation, cellular component: nucleus.
UCUUUUUCACCCAGGUUGGCCGUGAAUGUCACUCUCAGGCACCUGGUUGUCCCUAACAGCUCAGAGCCUGUCUUUCUGUGAGCAUACUCAGGAUUACAUUUCAUAGACUUGUGUUUAGAAUGGCCGAGCGCCUUGGAGAGUGAGAGCUUCUUGGGUCUGCUGAUGUCAGCUUCUAGAAGAGAGGUCCAGGUCUUAAGAGGUGAGGCGAAUCUCCCAGGGUCAUGUAGCCAGUUCUCAAAGGUGCAGCCUCUGUCUCCUGAGUCCCUGCCCUACUGCUGUGUUCUCAUGACAUGGGACCUUAUGCCUGCUUUAGCGUAGACCAGCAGGUGAACUUGAUCAUUGCUCAGCGUUCAUUAGCCAAGUGAAAACGUGCUAUCCAUCCCCCCCCACCCGAGCCCCAAUGGAAGGUGCUGAAACCUUGUGAAGGUGAGCUUGAUGAAGAAGGUUUUGGCUUCUGUGCCAAAAGUGUCUCAGUCUGCCCGUCUAUGUCGUGGUGGUGGUGAGUAGUGACUAAGGGCUCUUUCUCCCCUGUUGGGAGUUGGGUUUGGGCCGAGCGAGGGGAGAAGAGGAGAAUUGUUAUUUUCCUCAGGGCUGCAGUUUCCACAUUCAUUCAGCAGACACUGACUGGACAUCUGCUAGGUGUCCAGUGUGGAGCCAGGCACUUCACUUCCUUAGUUCAUUUGAUCCUCAGCACAACCUGUGGCUGAGGGACGACCCCUGUUUCGUUGAUGAAAAUAUUGUGGCCUGGAGGAAUCGCUCACCCCAGGUGAGAAGGGGCAGCUGGGGUUUGAACUUGGCCCAGCUGCCCUCAGCCCUGUAUUAUUUCUGCCACGCCGUGCUGCUUUUCCAUCCGGUGCUCACUGGGGAGGAGAGUACCUGCUGUAAGACAUGUGCUUUGCCCAGUGGGCGCUCCCUGGCAACUCCUGCCUGGGUGCCAUGCUGUAACUGCUAGGAGGGGGCGUGGGUGGGCCUUCGAGCUCCUGGAGAGCUGGGCCUGUGCAGGUCCUGUCUGAGGCCAUUGUGUGUCCUGGCAGCUGGACUGUGCCUGUGCAGGAAGGUGGCUUUUGCAGGUUCCACUGCUGCUGCCUGCCCCCACCCCGCAGAGGCCACCCUCCCGCCCAGGCUGCCUGCUGGCUGAAGCCUGAGCACCCUGACAGAGAAAGCCCAGCGGGGAGAGGCCUGCGGCCCUGACUGGAAUUCCCCUUGCUCUGGCAUUGGCCUUGGCCGUGGGCCUGGGAGUGGAGGGAGGUUCUGCCCGCAGGCUGGGAGCAGCUUCUCUGCAUGUGUGGAAGUGGGAAGCUGAUGUCCCCUGCAGCUGGCCGUCUCCAUGAUCUGGGGAGUUGACCACACUUGGCCAUUUCCCAGAAGGUCCCACCCCAAGGGGAUGUGGCCAAUAGGAAGCCGUUUCUGCUGACAUCAGUUCAGGAGGUACACAUCCCAAGUCUGCCCAAGUGAAGAUGGCUCAUGCCCGCCCUGGGAUGGAGCCCAGCGCCUGAGGUCCUUAUCAUGGUGAUGAUCCUAAGUGAAAGCCUCAGCACCCGGGGAGCGGACUCCAUCGCAUGCGGAACCUUCAGCCCUGAACUGCACACGCCAAAGAAGAUGAGUCAAGGACCUACACUUUUCUCUUGUGGAAUUAUGGAAAAUGACAGAUGGCGAGACCUGGACAGGAAAUGCCCCCUUCAGAUUGACCAACCAAGCACCAGCAUCUGGGAAUGCCUGCCUGAAAAGGACAGCUCACUGUGGCACCGGGAGGGAGUGACCGCCUGUGCUGUGACCAGUCUGAUCAAAGACCUCAGCAUCAGUGACCACAAUGGGAACCCCUCAGCACCCCCUAGCAAGCGCCAGUGCCGCUCACUGUCCUUCUCCGAUGAGAUGUCCAGCUGCCGGACAUCAUGGAGGCCCUUGGGCUCCAAAGUCUGGACUCCUGUGGAAAAGAGACGCUGCUACAGCGGGGGCAGCGUCCAGCGCUAUUCCAACGGCUUCAGCACCAUGCAGAGGAGCUCCAGCUUCAGCCUCCCUUCCCGGGCCAACGCGCUUUCCUCCCCCUGUGACCAGGCAGGACUCCACCACCGAUUUGGAGGGCCGCACUGCCAAGGGGUGCCAGGCUCAGCCCCCUGUGGACAGGCAGGUGACACCUGGAGCCCUGACCCAUACCCCAUGGGAGGGGGCCGGCUGGACCUGCAGCGGUCCCUCUCUUGCUCACACGAGCAGUUUUCCUUUGUGGAAUACUGUCCUCCCUCAGCCAGCAGCACACCUGCCUCAACGCCAGAGCUGGCGAGACGCUCCAGUGGCCUUUCCCGCAGCCGCUCCCAGCCAUGUGUCCUUAAUGACAAGAAGGUCGGUGUUAAAAGGCGGCGCCCUGAAGAAGUUCAAGAGCAGAGGCCUUCUCUAGACCUUGCCAAGAUGGCACAGAACUGUCAGGCCUUCAGCAGCCUCAGCUGCCUGAGCACAGGGACGGAGGACUGCAGCCCCCAGAACCCCUUCGCCUGCCAUGUCAGCACCACCAGGGCCUGGACCGCCCUGCUCUCAGCCUCCGGCCCAGGGGGCAGGACCCCUGCUGGGACCCCAGUCCCUGAGCCUCUUCCCCCUUCCUUCGACGACCACCUCGCCUGCCAGGAGGACCUGUCCUGUGAGGAGUCAGACGGCUGCGCCCUGGACGAGGAUUGCGGGAGGAGAGUGGAGCCGGCCACAGCCUGGAGGGACCGCGGGGUCCCCGGGAACAGCCUCUGCUCCCUGGACGGCGAGCUGGACAUCGAGCAGAUAGAGAAGAACUGAGGGGUGCGAGCCCAGGUAGGGCUGGGUGUGCUGGAAUCCACAGCCCUCCCUCUGGGCACUAGGUGGGCCCUUGAAGGGGAGCCCAACUCUUGGGCCUGAUGAAAGCUUCCUGAGCGGUGUCGGGUCCCAGAGAGGGAGCCCACCCGCUGCCUGGGGGAGAGCCUGGCCUGGCCGCGCCACACAGCUGGGUGUUAGCUUCUCGCCGGCUCCCCGAGCGUGGCAGCCACCAGGUCCUCGGAACUGCCACAGCCCAGGGAGCAGCUUCGGAGUCUGGGUAUUUUCUGCCUUUUUCCUCGCGGGAUGUUGGGCAGUCUGUUGCUCCCGGCAGAGCUGGGCACCGCUCUGGAUCCCCCUGGUGGGGGCGGUCAGGGAGGGCCUGGGGUGGGGGCCGGGGGCCAUCUGCUGCAUCAGGGCCCUUCGUGGCCUCGCUCAGGUUCGCUUUUGGGGAGUUGGCCCCACAGCUUCUUUCACUCAGUUCUAUUCCGUGCCUUCUCUCCCGGGGCUCCCUGCUUCAGGCUUGGGAAGGUUCGGGAGAUGCUUCUUUCUGUAACCCCAGAACCAUUUGGCCUUAAUUCCAAGUGUGAGAGACAGAAUCCCUGGGGUACUGGACCGGCCCUCCAGACGGUGAGCCUGUGUCCGGAGUCUCAGGCCCAAGGAGCAGCUUGGAGGGUGCUGGUUAGGGGCCUUCCACGCUGGGUGGAAAUUUGGUGGAUCUGUUGGCUGAAAAGACAGACUCACUGUGCCUCCCGCAGCAUGGAGAGCCGGGCCCCAUGGUUCCACCGCCAUUGAGGCAGGUUAGCAGAUGGCAGCCCUUCUCUGUGGCUGGCUGGUCACUGAGUGAUCAACGUGGUUGAUUCCGGUGAGUGUAGGGAUGGCGCGAUACCAGGGGGUAUGUCUUGAAAAUGACCUGGGGAGACAGGAGCUGCGAGCGGGUGCACAGACGCAGGAGCUGUGCAGUCAGGAGCGAGGGCCGUCCGCUGUCCAUUCUGCGGGGGCCCCUGCAGGGUUCCAAGCACCUCCCAUUUGUUCUUGAGGACUGUUGGCUGUAACCAGGGUGUACCACCCACCCCAAGACAAGCCCACACCCUUGUCAGCUUAGGGGGAGCCCAGUUCUGAAGGCUGUGUCUCUGCCGUAGGCCCAGCCACGGGCACAAAGCUGGAUUCAUACUCCCCGCCCCACCCCUCUCCCGCCCUGGCUCCCUACCCGGGGGCCUCCAAGGAGCCUGGGCCCCUGAGGGUUUGCUCUUGGGUAGCUCCUCUCCCUGCCAUGCAGACACCAUCACAUGGGCUCUGCACUAUGGGAAUCUGGCUUUUAGCGAACUUGGCAUCUUCCGCAGACAAUAGCAAUCGGGCUGGCUUAGGAACAAGUGGCUCAUUUUCCCAUAAGGCUAAAAAUAACUGGCGCGCUCCUCGCGUUGGCUGACAUGCGUUAAAAGCACUUUUGUAGACACUUUGCUUUUGCUCGUCUUCCAUGGACGAGUGAAUGCCUCGCUUCUGCAGGUCGAGCCCAGGUGGUUCUCACCCUCUUUCUCCUAAAGAGAAAGAUGCUUUUUGGGAAA